UAAAACAUAUAUAAUGCAAUAAAACGUUUGAUGCCAACAAUAACAAUUUAAUUGACAAUCUUGAAAAUGUUUGUGAGAUGUUUCCUAAUUACACUGUGUGUGCUGGUGCUUCUGCAACUGGCCACGGGCAGCAGGAGUCCAAAACAGCAGGAGCCACAACAUGAACUGCCGCUGUCGCCGUCGCAGUCGCAGUCGCUGUCCAAGUGUGCCGCCAAGCAAGGCGAGUGCGACGAGAGCGAGGGACCCGUCUGCGGCACCGACGAUCAGACCUAUCCCACGCGCUGUCACCUGCAGCGGGUGCAGUGCAGCGGCCAUCAAGUCAGCCUCAAGCAUCGCGGCAACUGCAAGGGCUGCUUGGGGGCGCUUCAGUAUGCGCAUCGGGAGAGUGCGCGCAAUCCGAAGAUAUUCAUUCCUCGGUGCCGCAACGAUGGCAACUAUGCGGCUAUGCAGUGUUUGGGGGACACGGGCUGCUGGUGCAGCGACAGCAGCGGUAAUCCCAUCAAGAAUACAUCGACCCGGCGCGGCCGACCCAAGUGCGCUGUAUACAGGCGCAACAAUCGACGUCGGUCGCCGACGCGUCUGUUCAGCUUGGAUGCGGAGGCGGCCAAUAGCAGCGAUGGCGGUGGCAAUGGUGGACAUCGUCCUUGCAGCAAGGCAGAUCGGCGGGCGUUUAACAAUCAUCUGAUCGAGGUCUUUCGAAGCGAACAAGUGCGUUCGGGUCAACCACAAGCAGCUGGCGCUAACGAUGACUCCGUACUGGAUUGGAAGUUUGCCCAAUUGGAUGCGAAUGCCAAUCAGGUGCUAGAGCGACAAGAAGUGCGUGAGCUCAAGAAGCUUGUCAAGCGGGCGGUGAAGCCCAAACGAUGUGGACGUGCCUUUGGCAAGUACUGUGAUGUCAACAAAGACGAUAACCUGUCCCGGGUCGAAUGGAGCAAUUGUCUGGCCAAAGAUGCCAGCCAGCGUAAAGCGGGCCUUAAUAUCCUGAACAGCAGUCCAACGAGCAGCUCCAUUCCGCAUACCACAUCAACAACAAUACCUCGCCGUCCUCACUAUACAAAUCUGCAUAACAUUCACCACACAAAUACCCACCAUGACCAUACAAAUACGAAUGUUAUCGGAACGAGCAGCAGCAGCAGCAGCAGCAGUGGCAGCAGUAUCGGUUCACGUGUUGAGUUUGGCAAUGAUAGCGAGGAGCACGAGGAUGAUUAUGUUGGCGAGGAUGAGGACGCUAGCAUGACACAUUCACGCACAUCCCCGUUGUCGCCAUCUUCAUUUAAUUUUCUGAAUGCCAAGCCAGAAGAGGCGACAAACAACGAGAGUGAAGGCGAUGCCAACUGCUGGACGGAUAGGGAGGUAGCUCGUGAGGAGCAGCGUCAUGGCGGCAACAGAUCCUUCUAUGUGCCCGAGUGUAUGUCCGAUGGUCGCUAUAAGCGCGUCCAAUGCUACAGCUCCUUCUGCUGGUGUGUGCACGAGGAGACGGGCAAGAAUAUACCGGGCACCUUUGGCCAAAAGCGACCCCAAUGCGAUGAGGUCAGCGCUGCUAACAGACCGAUGAAGGGCUGCACAGAGCCACGAAAAACGCAGUUCCUCAAAGAGCUCAAGGAGUUUCUUAACACAAAUAUACUGCCCAGCAGUAACACCGGAAACUCGACAAUGUGGAAGUCGGAGGAUGAGCGCAUUGCUACGCUGAGUUUUGUAUUUCUGGACAAGAAUAAAAACAAGUCAUGGGAGCGCAAAGAAUGGAAGGUCUUUCGUGAUCUGGUUACAAACGCCAGCAACUUGAGCAAAUGUGGCAAGAAAAUGCCUCGAUACUGUGAUGUGAAUGGCGAUAAGAAGAUCUCGUUGUCCGAGUGGGUGAACUGUCUACAAUCGCAUCGAAUGGAGACCACCACCACAGCAAAGCCGGCACAGUCAAACGAGACGGCAACAUCGCGGCUCCUGGGAUCAAAUCCGCUGGAGCAAUAUCUUAAAGAUUAUUAGCGAUGAUAAAAUGCGUUGAUGUUGCGUGCUGCUGCUCAUUAGAUGUCGUGCCAUGUUGCGUGGAAGAUCUUGACUAAAUCCACCCGCUCAUACAUACAUAUAUACACUUACUCACCCACACACAUACACACACUCACAUUCCUAGCAUAUAGAUUCUACGAUUUACAUGUAUAUGUAGUUAGCGUUGUAAAUAUUUCUGGAUAUAAAUGUUUAGGUUAAUUGUA
This is a messenger RNA of Drosophila grimshawi, 2204 nucleotides long. RefSeq names its product SPARC-related modular calcium-binding protein 2 (gene magu). The coding region runs from base 67 to 1980 and encodes 637 amino acids. Lineage: Eukaryota; Metazoa; Arthropoda; Insecta; Diptera; Drosophilidae. Gene Ontology annotation, biological process: extracellular matrix organization. Gene Ontology annotation, cellular component: basement membrane. The record is from RefSeq and is a predicted model, not a curated record. The transcript has 10 exons. Gene Ontology annotation, molecular function: protein binding; extracellular matrix binding; heparin binding.